Messenger RNA from Didymodactylos carnosus, 477 nucleotides. NCBI's taxonomy places the organism in Eukaryota, Metazoa, Rotifera, Eurotatoria, Philodinida, Philodinidae. The record is from the annotation of a GenBank genome assembly.
AUGUCGUCGAUAAUAACGACAAGAGCUACCUUGCCACCUCCACCUCGUUUUAACAUUCCACCUCCACCUCUUCUUCUUCAAUUUGAUUUUAAUCUUGCUGAUUUAACAUGUUCAUCUAUGAAGAAAAUAUCAUCCAUUGAACCAAAAGUUAUUUUAAAUAGAUCAAACAAUUAUUUUAUCAUUAUCAUCAUCACUGGCGUUGUUAUCCUCAUACUAAUAUCGAUUUUAUUCAUAUUUCUACAACGUAUAAAUUAUCGUCGAAGGCGUUGUGAACAAAAAGUCUCAAAUAACAAUCCACCAUCCUCAAUUAGUGGUUCAUGUGCGACAAUAUCCGAUCAAGCGGCAACAAACAGCACAUAUUUAAUGGCAACUAACACGUCAACAUCGUCGACUAUACCAUCGACAUGUUCAUCCGAUUGUUAUUGUAAUGAUCUCAGAAGAACACCAUAUUAUCAUGUCAUCGAUUUACCAAUGUAA